Molecule: messenger RNA, 1289 nt
Organism: Magnolia sinica
Lineage: Eukaryota; Viridiplantae; Streptophyta; Magnoliopsida; Magnoliales; Magnoliaceae
Product: casparian strip membrane protein 3-like
Exons: 3
Coding region: 729-1289 (186 amino acids)
Source: RefSeq, a predicted model, not a curated record
GAUUACCAAUUUAGGCAAGUUUUGUUGGAGAGAAUAGACGUACAUAUCCAUAUCAGGAAGUCGACUUUAUUUAGUAGGUAGGCUUUAAGGGCAGGUAUAACUGAGGGACCCCACCCUAACUUUAGUCAGUAAGAUCAUAUCAUGCAUCAGGACAUGAAUAGUGAGCUCCAUUUUCCACUGAUCCGGACCAUUGAUCUUCCAUGGGUGGGGAAUGCCUUGGUUAUUUUCCAGAUUGAGAGAUCCUAGCAGUUCAAUAUCUGCACCUUUUCCAGACAUCUGUUUUUUGUCCAGUAACUGAAGGGUUAGGAUCUUCUGAUAUUGGUGGUUUUAGGCCAUCCCAAAUCCAUGGUGGGCCCAACCAGAUCAACAGUCCGGAUCGGCAAAUGAUGGGCCUCAGUCGUAUGAACCGGCGUAGAUGAGGACAUUGUUCAUGUCCAAAUUUUGGUUGAUGUCCCAACAUGCAUUCUCUUAUGUUAUCAUGCAGGUUGAGAAAUAUAUGGGCCCAACCCCAUGAACGGGCGUCAAACCUAAUAUCCACUAUGAUGAUCUGUUCUAUGAGGUGGACCCCACGACUAAUUUUCUUUUGAUAUCCUGCAGCAUAUAUAAAUACAUCACUCGUUUCCCUUCAUCUCAUUCAAGCAACCCAUUCAAGCAACCAAAUCAAGCACAAGCUACUUGUAAAACCCUUGUCACUUGGUAUUUUUUUACUAGGCAUUUCUCCCAAGACAAUGAAAGCAGGAGCAUUAGACGGUGGAGAAGCCUCCAUGGCUUCAGAUGCAAGGGGUAGGAUGAAUAAAGGGAUCUCUAUACUAGAUUUCAUUCUCAGGUUAGUUGGAGUCGUGGGCACGUUAGGAAGUGCCAUAGCCAUGGGCACGACCGAUGAAACUCUCCCUUUCUUCACCCAGUUCAUCCGAUUCAAGGCCAGUUAUGACGAUCUCCCUUCUUUCACGUUUUUCGUGAUUGCGAAUGCGAUUGUGUGUGGGUAUCUUGUGCUCUCGCUACCACUUUCCAUCUUCCACAUCGUCAAGAGUCAAGCGAGGGGGAGUAGGAUAAUAUUAAUCCUCUUCGACACGGCAAUGCUAGCACUCCUAACAGCCGGAGCUUCAGCAGCAGCUGCAAUAGUGUACCUAGCUCACAAGGGCAAUGCUCGGGCGAAUUGGUUGGCAAUCUGUCAACAAUUCAAUUCCUUCUGCGAACGCAUUUCGGGCUCUCUGAUUGGCUCCUUUGGCGGCGUGAUCAUCUUUGUACUGCUUAUCUUGCUGUCUGCCUUAGCAAUCUCGAGGCGUUGA